ACCUGCCGUAACCAUGACAACCCAGGGGAAGAAGCACUGGGGCCGUAACAUGUCCUCCUUGUUUCCCUGCUGUUACAAAGAAAGGGACGAGCCACAAAUCGUCGUCACCGGGAUGGAGCUGCUCUCGCAGCCAGUGCCCCCCCAGCAGGAGCUGGACUCCAAGUUCACCGAGCUGGUGGAUGAACUGGAGCUGUCAGAGGAGCACAGAGCAGCCAUGUUUGCUCUGCCAGCUGAGAAGAAGUGGCAGAUUUACUGCAGUAAGAAAAUGGAUGGACCAGAUGAGAAAGAAGUGACCAGCCAACCUCAGUCUUACAUCGAUAAGAUCAACUUGAUGGCUGCUAGGAACAAUCUGGAGUCUCUGAAAGAAGAAAACCAGAAGGUCAUAGAUGGUUUGAAAACAGCUCUACGGACUCAACCAAUCAGCUUUGUGACCCGGUUCAUUGAGCUGGACGGUCUCUCCUGCCUCCUGAACUUCCUGAAGAAGAUGGAGUAUGAGACGUGCGAGUCCACGGUCCAUACGUCUCUGAUCGGCUGCCUCAAGGCCCUGAUGAACAGCUCUCAGGGCAGGGCUCAUGUACUGGGACACCCUGAGAGCAUCAACAUCAUCGCACAAAGUCUGGCUGCUGAAAACAUCAAAACCAAGGUGGCGGUGUUAGAGAUCCUCGGCGCCGUCUGUUUGGUACCAGGAGGUCAUAAGAAGGUCCUGGAGGCCAUGCUGCACUACCAGAAGUUCGCCUCAGAGAGAACCCGUUUCCAGAACCUGCUGACAAGUUUGGACCGAUCCACCGGCCGAUACAGAGAUGAAGUCAGUUUGAAAACAGCCACCAUGUCCUUCAUCAACGCUCUGCUCAGCCAGGGAGAAGGAGAGAAAAAUCUGGAUUUCCGAAUCCAUUUACGUUACGAGUUUCUGAUGUUAGGCAUUCAGCCGAUCAUUGAUAAACUUCGCCUGCACGAAGACGCCACCCUGGACAGGCAUCUGGACUUCUUUGAGCAGUUCCGUGGCAACGAUGAAUAUGAGAUGUCCCAACGCUUUGACGCUGUCCAUGUUGACACUAAAAGUGCGAGCCAGAUGUUUGAUCUGCUCAGGAAGAAGCUGAACUACAGUGAAGCUUAUCCUCACCUGCUGUCUGUGCUGCAGCACUGCCUCCUGAUCCCCUAUAAGCAGAGCAGGAGCACGCUUCAGUACUGGAUGUUGUUGGACCGGAUUGUUCAGCAGGUGGUUCUGCAGACAGCCAAAGGUGACAACCCAGAUGUUGCUCCGCUGGAUGACUUCAACGUUAAAAACAUAAUGAACUUGCUGGUCAAUGAAAAUGAGGCGAAACAAUGGAAGGAAGAAGCUGCUAAACUGAGAAAAGAGCAACAAAUUCUGCAGCAGCGCCUGGAAAAGAAAGACAGGGAGUGCGACGCCAAGAACAAAGAGAAGGACGAGAUGAUGGAGACGCUGAACAAGAUGAAGGACAAACUGGAACGAGAGAGCAACGAGCACAAGCAGGCCAAGCGGCAGGUGGAGGAUCUGUCCUUGCGUCUGCAGCAGCUCAGCUCCACCGCAGGUGUUCCAGGGGGACCACCCGUGACCUCUGCUGGUCAAGUUCCUACAACUCCUACCUCAUCCACCUCCAAGUUUCCACCUCCUCCUCCUCCUCCACCUCCUCCUCCAGGAGGUCCUCCGGUCUUUGGCAUGGCUCCGUUAGCUCCCCCUCCACCUCCAGGAGCUCCUUUAGGAAUGGCAGAAAAGAAGAAGAACAUUCCUCAACCAUCUCACCCGCUGAAGUCCUUCAACUGGAACAAGCUGAUGGAGGCCAAGACAGAAGGAACCAUCUGGGAAGAAAUCGAUGAUCUGGAGGUCUUCAAAGUUCUGGAUCUGGAGGAGUUUGAGAAGACUUUUUCAGCAUACCAGCGUCCAACGAAGGAAACUGGGGAGGACAUGACUGUUAAGAAAGCGAAGGAGCUGUCAGUGAUUGAUGGCCGCCGAGCUCAUAACUGUAGCAUCUUGUUGUCACGACUGAAGAUGACCAAUGAGGAGAUCUGUAACGCCAUCCUGACCAUGGAUGAACACGAGGAGCUGCCCAAAGACAUGCUGGAGCAGCUCUUAAAGUUUGUUCCUGAGAAGAGUGACAUUGAGCUUUUAGAGGAGCACAAACACGAGCUGGAACGCAUGGCUAUAGUUGACCGCUUCCUGUACGACAUGAGCAGAAUCAACCACUACCAACAGAGACUGCAGACUCUCUACUUCAAGAAGAAGUUUAAUGACCGAGUGGGUGAGGUCAAACCUAGAAUCAGAGCUCUCAGUCUCGCGUCCAAGGAGGUGGUCCAGAGUCAAGCGCUCCAUCAGCUCCUCCAGGUGGUUCUGGCCUUUGGAAACUACAUGAACAAAGGUCAACGAGGAAACGCUUACGGGUUCAGAGUGUCCAGCCUCAACAAGAUAGCCGACACCAAGUCUAGCAACGACAGGAACGUCACUCUGCUGCACUACUUGAUCUCUGUGCUGGAGAAGAAGUUCCCUAAAGCUGCUGCCUUCAGCGAGGAGCUGCAGAACGUCCCAGAAGCUUCUAAAGUCAAUAUGACCGAGCUCGAGAAGGAGAUUGGCGUUCUCAGGUCCGGACUGAAGAGCAUCGAGGCGGAGCUGCAGUACCAGCAGGCCCAGUCCUCUCAGCGUCCCAUCGACAAGUUUGUCCCCGUCGUGAGUCAGUUCAUCACUGUGGCGUCCUUCAGCUUCUCUGAGGUGGAGGACUCGCUGCAAGAAGCCAAAGACCUGUUUUCAAAGGCGCUGAGACAUUUCGGAGAAGAAACGUCCAACCCGCAACCGGACGACUUCUUCGGCAUCUUCAGCACUUUCCUCACGAUGUCCUCAGAGGUCCGGCAGGACAACGAGGACAUGGUCCGGCGGCGGGAGGAGGAGGAGAAACGUACGCUCAUGGAGGCUCAGAUGAGGAAGGAACGAGAGCAGAGGGUGAGGAAGGCCAUGGUGGAUGACGAAGAGGAGGGUGGAGAGUUUGACGACCUGGUGUCCGCCCUGCGCUCAGGCGAAGUGUUUGAGAGUAUGUCCGGACUGAGCAACAGGAAGCAGCGCAGACAAAAAGAGGUCAACAGCAGCCGAGAAAGACAGCCGAGGAAACUGAACCAGUACUAGGACAGAUCAAAAAACUGAACCAGUACUAUGACAGAUCAAAAAACUGAACCAGUACUAGGACAGAUCAAAAAACUGAACCAGUACUGGGAUGGUCUUUGAAGCGGAACCAAUUCACAACAGCUCAAUGGGACUGAAACAGCCGGGAAACCAAACCUCAUCAUAUAAGCUAAGUCACAGUAUGUCCAGUAGAAACACUAAAUUUACAAAAACUGGAAGUUUUUGGGACCUGAGAGCAGAUUUAUACAAAGUAUUUGAACUUAAAUGUGGAACUUUUAUUGUGUAACAGCUCAGAAACU
Messenger RNA from Nematolebias whitei (Rio pearlfish), 3426 nucleotides. RefSeq names its product disheveled-associated activator of morphogenesis 1. The transcript has 26 exons. Bases 14 to 3130 code for a protein of 1038 amino acids. The record is from RefSeq and is a predicted model, not a curated record. Gene Ontology annotation, molecular function: actin binding; small GTPase binding. Gene Ontology annotation, biological process: actin cytoskeleton organization. Gene Ontology annotation, cellular component: stress fiber. NCBI's taxonomy places the organism in Eukaryota, Metazoa, Chordata, Actinopteri, Cyprinodontiformes, Rivulidae.